AUGGUGAUCCUGCCCUGGGAAAACCAAACAGCAAUAGUGGAAUUUGUUCUUAGAGGAUUUUCUUUGACUCAACAGUUAAAUAUUUUUCUCUUUAUGAUGUUUUUCAUUUUCUACAUCUUAAUCGUUUCUGGAAACACCCUCAUUGUCUUGCUAGUUUUGUUCAGUCAUAAUCUUCAUACCCCUAUGUACUUCUUUCUGGUGAACUUGUCCUUUCUGGAGAUCUGGUAUACCUCCAACAUUGUCCCCAAGAUGUUACUGAUUAUCAUAGCUGACCAGAAGACUAUCUCUGUGGCUGGAUGCCUGGCACAGUUCUACUUCUUUGGAUCCCUGGCUUCAACAGAGUGUCUCUUGCUUGCUGUGAUGUCCUAUGACCGCUACCUGGCCAUCUGUCAGCCUCUACGCUAUCCCAUCCUCAUGACUGGUCCCCUCUGCAUUCGGCUGGCUGCCAGCUCUUGGCUCUGCUGCUUCCUCCUGACAGCAAUCACUAUGGUCCUACUGUCUAGACUAACCUUCUGUGGACCCAAUGAAAUCGAUCACUUCUUUUGUGACUUUACUCCUCUGGUUCAUCUCUCUUGCAUGGACACCUCACUGACUGAGACCAUUGCUUAUGCCACCUCUUCUGCAGUGACUCUGGUCCCAUUUCUCCUCAUCACAGCUUCUUACACCUGCAUUCUUGCUGCUAUCCUGAGAAUCCCAUCUGGCACAGGCCGGCAAAAGGCCUUCUCCACCUGCUCCUCCCACCUCACCAUAGUCACAGUGUUUUAUGGGACACUGAUUGCCACAUACCUUGUGCCCUCAUCCAAUUCAUCCCAACUUUUGCGCAAAGGGUCCUCUCUGCUCUACACCAUCCUGACGCCCAUCUUCAACCCCAUCAUCUACAGCCUGAGAAACAGAGACAUUCAUGAAGCCCUGAAAAACUGCUUAAGUAAGAAGCCAGGUUCCCUCAGGUGA
Messenger RNA from Molossus molossus (Pallas's mastiff bat), 951 nucleotides. RefSeq names its product olfactory receptor 11A1-like. Gene Ontology annotation, cellular component: membrane. Gene Ontology annotation, biological process: G protein-coupled receptor signaling pathway. Gene Ontology annotation, molecular function: G protein-coupled receptor activity; olfactory receptor activity. Bases 1 to 951 code for a protein of 316 amino acids. The record is from RefSeq and is a predicted model, not a curated record. The transcript has a single exon. Lineage: Eukaryota; Metazoa; Chordata; Mammalia; Chiroptera; Molossidae.